This is a messenger RNA of Aspergillus pseudoviridinutans, 1092 nucleotides long. RefSeq lists its product as uncharacterized. The record is from RefSeq and is a predicted model, not a curated record. The transcript is spliced from 5 exons. NCBI's taxonomy places the organism in Eukaryota, Fungi, Ascomycota, Eurotiomycetes, Eurotiales, Aspergillaceae. The coding region runs from base 1 to 1092 and encodes 363 amino acids.
AUGACCAGGUAUUCCCCCGAUAGUGAGGCACCAGCGGUCAUCGUCUUGACUUUGUUCUUGAUGGUGACUUCGGUCCUGGGCUCGCUGGCAAGACUCGGGACCAAAUGGUGGAAAUUUGGCAGUCUCUUUCUGGAUGACUACUACAUCCUCCUUGCCCUGCUCAUGUCAAUCGCUCAAUCAGUGGCCGUUUCAAUGGCCGUCAAGAAUGGCUACGGAGGACAUUUGACAAGGUUGAGUGAUUCAAAAGUUGACAGUAUCAUGAAGUCGCAAUACGCCGCUACAUUCUUUUACAUCCUCGCCAUCGGCUUCUCGCAGCUCGCCUUUCUCUGCUUUGUCCAGCACCUGACGCCAACCUCUCGGAGCCGGGUGAUGUUUCUCGCUCUGCAGAUCAUCAUCGCUGUCUGGGCAAUAUCGGCGGUCUUUGCAUCCGCGUUCCAGUGCCAUCCACGUCGAUGGGACUAUCUACACGGUAGUUGUUACGAUCGAAAAGCAUUCUUCGUCUACCUAGGGGUUUCGAACAUCCUCACCGACGUGGCCAUCAUUGCGCAGGCGGUCCAGGUGAUUGCCAUUGUACAGACGACCUGGAAGAGAAAAGCCAAUAUCAUGGCUGUCUUUCUGUUUCGCGUGAUCGUCCCUGGAGCAUUGAUGGCCCAAGUCUAUUUCAUAGAUUGCACCAUCAACUCGUCCGAUGCCACGUCCGAUACCUGGUCGGUCACCGUUGCCUCCCAGUUGGUGCAGUGCCUGAGCAUAGUGACGGCCAGCGCACCGCAGUUUAUCCCCUUCCUCAAGCAACUCCAGUCCACGGGCAUGAGACUCGACGGCAUAACUCGCUACACGCUUUCCAGCCAUCAUAAAUCGGCCCGCAGCAGGUACUACCUCUCGACCGAUCGAAGACGUACUGGCAAUGAGUCCACCCAUGAACUCGAUAAUAUCCCCUUGGCGACAACCAAAACAGUGGUUACAUCGAACAUAAAUGGCUCGGAAGAUGACCAUGAUAAUGAGAGUCAGUCAAGUCAGACCGGCAUCAUCCGCGAGACUCGGACAUGGACGGUGACAGAGGAGCAUACAUAUCUGCCCGGUCACAACGGAUGA